Molecule: messenger RNA, 3882 nt
Organism: Sabethes cyaneus
Lineage: Eukaryota; Metazoa; Arthropoda; Insecta; Diptera; Culicidae
Product: mucin-5AC
Exons: 5
Coding region: 1-3882 (1293 amino acids)
Source: RefSeq, a predicted model, not a curated record
AUGAAGUACAUGGUUGCUGAUAGUGAACGUGGGAGUCCAAACGGUGUUGAUGCCGAGGUAAAGCUGAAUGGGGAACGAUAUGAAGUAGUGGAUGAAUUCAUAUAUCUUGGUACGCUUGUGACAUGUGGCAACGAUGCGGCGGAUUACUCCACUUACCACAACACCAUGGGGCGGCGGUCAACGCUGAUGGGCGGCGGAGGCGGUGGCGCUCCCUACACCCAUAUGAGCAAGUACUCCUACCCGACGGAUAUGAGUCUGAGCAGCCAUUACGGAUACACUUCCUGGGGUUUAUGGCGCGACAAUCGGAAUCUGUCUUCGUCGAUGUACGGCAAAAAGCAGAAGAACUUCAGAUCGGUUUCCGUACUGCUGCUGUCCGCUGCCUUCAUAGUGGUCCUCGCCAUACUGUGCGUGGUUGGGCUGGCUUUCUAUCUGAGCGCAUUCAAGUCGGACCUCAGCGAAUCGAUUCUCGUUUUCGACUGCACGUUCCGGGUAACCCGGGGGGACAUUUACACGACCGGGCUGCGCUCGAACCACACAUCGGUCUUCCGGCAGAAGUCGGCCUUCUACGAGCGGCUCAUCGGCACGUCGCUGGAGCAGAGCGGCCUCACGGUGUCCCGCACGGAAAUCAUGGACUUUGGCGACGGGCCAACGAUAGUGCUGAGCUUUCGCGUGUUUCUCGACAUGAGGAAGAUUAAAAUAACUAUUAAUAACGUGGAGGAACACAUCCGUCAGGCGGUGCUCAGCGAGCUGGCCAAUCCGCAUUCGCUGUUCCGGAACAUCAGAGUGGAUCCCGAUUCGAUUGAAAUUAAACGGUUGCUGGAUAAGGCCGUUCUGCGAACGGCAUUCUUCACCAAGGAAGAGCCUUUACCGAUGCCAAUCAAACCACUGGAGGACCGCUUUGGACCGGCGAAAAAGACCGGGAUAAUUGAGAAAACCAUUCACAAGUUCACGGCAAAAGUCGCCUCGUCGACCGUCCCGUCGGUUUUUGAGAAGAAGCAGCCACCGGAUCAGCCGCAGCAGCACCAGCAGGUUGACGGAGAAUCUGACAUUGACAUGGAUAAUUUACCGGUUAUACAAGGGUCAUUUGAAAUCACGAAAACAGAUGCGGAUAUCACCCAGAAGAAGGCCGCUAGCGGUGGGGGAGGAACUGUCGGGAUGCCAUCGCAACCCGUGUCUACGCUAAAACCGUUCGCCGUCAGUCCGGCCCAGCUAAAGGUACGGACCAGUGACAAAAAGCCACAUGACAACGUUAAAACCUCGUAUGCGGAGGAAAAUGCAACAUCAUCCUCAUCAACGAUGCGCCCCAGCGCAGGAGCUAGACUAAAAUAUGAAACGGGAACGGCCAAGAUUGAAAAGACUGACAAACAUGGUGCGACAACGAAGAAAAUUAAAACUAAUUCCAGCGGCGGUAGUCGAGGCACGUCAACAGGCUCAAUGGGCACGAGGCGAACUACAUCCAGUACCACAACCACUCCGCUAACAACUACGACGAUGUUCACCACAACAGCGACAACCCCUUCCACCACAACAACGACCAGGACGACAUUAAAGAGUACGACCAGUGCCACAACAACACCAGUUUCUACGGUCAAAUCUGCCACAAAAACUAGCCUGUAUGAAGAGUAUGAGCUGCUGACCGAGUCUUCCGCUGACGAUCGGAAUGAUACACUAUUGGAGAAUUUUUUGCAGGCCAUCAUUAACGACAGUCUGCCGGAGGAGUUGAUGGCCGCUCAGAACCGAAUGGAUGAAAACAUUCCCAAGCUGGACGUUGCCCUGUUCACUAGUGCGCCAAUCCUGGACAAACAACCGUGGCAGCCGAUUCGCCCGAUGGCUCCGAAAGAGAUUCCUCUGCACAAGUUUGCCUCAACGAAAGCGCCGAAAAAGAAACCGUCCCUGGCGGAGGAGAUUCUCUAUCGAAACAAAAUCAGUGACAUCGAGAGUGCACUGUACACCGAAAGCCCGGCCGGACAGAUCUACUACCAGAGCUUUACCAAUCCUAGCUUCGGUUCUUCGACGCUGGGAAUCGAACCACUAGGUGUGGUCGAUGUCAAACCCUAUCCGCUGCCGGUGGACAAGAUCAGCAUCGAGCCCGUUCCGGACUUUAAACUGAUGACCCCGACGGCCAUCAGUGUCGGUGAAAAGGUAUUAAAUUACACGCUGGAUGAUAAAAAAUUCGAACACUUGGGUGGAGGAGUGAUUGCUAAAAAGCCGGAAAAUAAGGUUCCACCUUUGAAGACCACCACCGAGAGUGCAAAAACCAGUGUCUAUACGGUGACUCCAGUUUAUGUGACCAGCAGUAGCGAGAAUGUGGUUAAUUCGACGGAAGAUUUUGUGGAGUACUAUAUGGUGGAUGGUUUGAAUUAUACGGAGAUGACUACAGUUGUGAACAGCGAGGAGUUCAACGAUACUAUGCUGGACUAUGUGCUGGGUAUUGAGUCACGGAUCAGUCCGGAUGAUGGUGAUGAUGGGCUUACGACAGAAAAUAUCAUGACUACGACCAUGGAUGCGGGAGGUAGCGUAGAAAAUCUAACCGAAAUGUCAUUUGAGUCCGGUUCAAGCGAAACUUUGCUGACAGUUACUGAGCAACCGGAGGAUUUCACGACGAUGAUGCCAACAACGGAGCUAUUGGUCACAAGCACGGAAACAUCAACCGAGCAGCCUAAAACCAGUACCAGUAAGCGGACGACGUUUAUCGAGGUGGAAACGCUGAAGUACACACCAACUACAAGUAUGCCGACAGUUAUGGUUACACUUCCGGAACUUUUCCCCAUCAAAAACAAGUGGGAAUUUGUAAAUGGUACUCGGGUGACACCUCCUAGCAGCCAUUCCACCCGAAAAGUCUACAACGAAACUCUGCAAGCUUUGGUAGUCGAAAACAUCCAACUAACGACGACGAUGCCCAGCGUCAGAAUUGCAGGAUUGAAACGGAACACCACCAACCUUCAAAAUCUUUCGUCAAUUUUCGACACGCUAGCUUCAAAGUUAGGCAUCCAAACGGAAUCAUCCAGUAAGCCACCAUUCUCAUCGCUUUCUAAAAUCAAAAACCAGCAUAAAAACUCAGCCACUCGAACCUCGUCCAAGAAUCGAACCCGCAUUACGACUCGCCCGAAGCGAAAGAAGAACAAAAACACCAGAAGAACUUCAACGACCAGCACAACAACCACAACGUCCACGACUCCCACCCCAAUCUACGACACCACUCCGUUCGCCAAACCGAUCCCGACCAUCACCAGCGACGACUUGAUGGACGUGGUUCCGGUUAUGAUAUCACCAACAUCGGAGUACUCCUCGGAGCAGUACGUAGGUCAGGCGGAAGUAGAGGUCAUCGAUCCGAACAAGUACGACGAAAUGCUCCAGCUGCUGUCGACGACAACUCCCCCGGGGGCGGUCCGUUACGCUACGACAACGGCCGCCGGUCCGUCCGGGCUGGUUACCUUGCUGCCGGCCAAAUCCAACUCCGGCAUCAAGAACUUCCGACCGAAAAUUAAGCUACAGCGCCGCCCGACGACGAAAGCCACCAGCGGCUCGUUAGCAGCUGAUAAUCAGCCACCGUUGCUGCUUACCGCCGACUCGCAGCCUGCCGUGGCAGCCAAUGCCGACACGGCCGCCGCCGCCGUCGCCACCGUCGGUGGUCGGAGCGAAACGAGCCCGAAUUUAAAAUUAAUGAAUGCAAAUAAAAGUGGCGCUGCAGGGCUCGAUGGCGUCGGCAAUCGGCACCGUUCGGAUGACAAUGUUGCAGGCGAGACUGAUGUCGGUAGUGUCGACGCCGGCCAUGGCGGAACCAACGAUGGCGGUAGCCGGGGAUUUAACAACCAAAAUGAUAAUAAAAAUAACACAAUGGUAGAAACGGUGGUCAGGGCCAGUAUGCGCUUUGAAUCAUAA